Molecule: messenger RNA, 2971 nt
Organism: Clunio marinus
Lineage: Eukaryota; Metazoa; Arthropoda; Insecta; Diptera; Chironomidae
Source: the annotation of a GenBank genome assembly
AUGAAUCGAAGAGGUCAUUCAUCUUAUAACAAACACAGAGAACGAUUGAAGGGAAAGCUUUUUAAUCGUAAUCAAGAACGCGAUGAUAAUGAAUCCAGCGAUCAAGCUGAAAGUACUCAUAGAUUUCAAAGACAUCCACCAGGAUUAAAAGGCAGAGAGAUUGGUUUGUGGUAUGCUCGAAGAAAUAAAAAUUUAGAAAACAGAGAAAGUAAUUUUCUUCCCGGUCCAAAUGUAUCUUUGCCUCAUCAAAAACUUUUAGAACUGCAAGAAGUUAUUAAAGAAAGCACAUCUAACGUGACACAGUCUUCAGCAUAUCAAAGUUUCUUAAAUGAGUUUGAACGACACAGACAAAUGGAUUUCCUUCAACUUCUUUCAAAUUUUAAACCAUCAGAAAAUGAUUCUGAAUGCGACAGAACAAAUGAAAUGCUUCGUGAUGAAUUUCUUACUACACUUUCAACUGAAGCAUAUUCAGUGAUGUUACAACAACGUUUGAAACUUCCAGCAAAUAACCAAAAACGUGAAAUCAUCGAAACAAUUGAGAGAAACCAAAUCGUUCUCAUUGCGGGUAACACAGGAUGUGGAAAGACAACGCAAGUCGCUCAAUAUAUUCUUGAUGAUGCUUUAAUGAACUUGAAAGGAAGUCGAACAAAAAUUCUUUGCACUCAGCCACGUAGAAUUGCAGCUGUAAGCAUUGCUGAACGAGUAGCGGCGGAAAGAGCAGAAAGACUUGGCAUUUCAACUGGUUAUCAAAUUCGAUUAGAAAAAGUUUCUCCUAGAGAACGCGGCAGCAUUUUAUUUUGUACGACUGGAAUUUUGAUGAGUUUCCUCGAAAGUGAUCCGACAAUAAGCAAAUACAGUCACAUAAUUAUUGAUGAAAUUCAUGAGAGAAAUGUCAUCACCGACAUCUGUAUGGCUGUUAUUAAGAAAAUUGCUGAGCAUCGGAAAGAUUUAAAAAUAAUUCUCAUGUCAGCAACAUUGAAUGCUGAAAAGUUCUCACAAUAUUUUAACGAUUGUCCAAUUGUACAUAUCGAAGGUUUCACUUUUCCAGUUGAAGAACUUUAUCUAGAAGAUGUUCUCGAAGAAACUGAAUUUGAUAAUUUCAAGCCAAUGACAAAGAAUGAACCAGUAUGGGUGAGAACGAAGAACAAGAAAAAUAGAAACGAAGCUGAAGAAAAAUUUAACUUGAUAGUUGGAAAUUAUGCGUCAUCAUUGAGAGGAAAAUAUUCGUCGAAAACAAUUGAAAAUCUUUUAAAUUCAAACACUGAGGCCAUUGACAUAAAUUUCAUUGAACAUUUAAUUCGUCACAUUUCAUAUUCGAAAGCUUCUGGUGCUAUUCUCGUCAUUUUACCAGGCUACACAACAAUUUCAAAACUUUAUGAAAGUCUUCAGAAAUCUCCAAAUUUUCCAUCAUCUAAUUUCAUUAUUUAUCCACUUCACUCGAUGUUAACUGGCAGUGAUCAAAAGAACAUUUUCAAACGACCACCUGAAGGUGUCAGAAAGAUAAUUUUGUCAACACCUUUAGCAGAGACAAGCAUUACAAUUGAUGACGUUGUUUAUGUUAUUAAUGCUGGAAAGAUGCGAAAACCUUAUUUUGAUUUCGAGACGAAUGCAACAGUCUUGGAAGAUCAAUGGAUAACAAAAGCAAAUGAGACUCAACGCAAGGGUAGAGCUGGACGUGUUCAAGAAGGAAUUUGUUAUCAUCUUUACAGCCGUGCAAGAUCAAAUACUUUGGAAGAGUUUGAAGAGCCGGAAGUUCUUCGAAUUCGUCUUGAAGAAAUGAUUUUAACACUCAAAGUUUUGUGCAUAAAAGAUGUGAAAAGUUUUAUGUCAACAUUAAUUGAUGUACCAAAAGAUUCAGUGAUUGAAUCAAGUAUUGAAAUGUUGGAAAGACUUGGAGCUUUGAAUGAAAACGAAGAAUUAACAUCGCUAGGUUUACAUUUAGCAAAACUUGCAGUUCCACCACAAACUGGAAAAAUGCUUUUACUUGCUUCCAUUUUAAGAUGUUUCGAUCCAAUAACAAGUGUUGCUGCUGCACUUUCAUUCAAAUCGCCUUUUUAUAGUGUCAUGGGAAAAGAAGAGCUUUGUAAUAAUUCGAAGAAGAAAUUCUCAAAUGUUUCUGAUCAUUUAGCUGUCGCAAAUGCAAUGAAGAAGUGGAAAGAAUUAAAAACGGGUCAACAAAAGUUUUGUUUCGACAAUUUUCUCUCACAUACUACGAUGACGAUGCUUGAUCGGAUGAAGAGUGAAUUUGGACAGAAGUUAUGUGAUUCAAAGUUCCUUCAUGUGUCGAAAUGUGAUAGCGUUGUGAACAAUGUUAAUUCAAGAAAGUUAAAUAUACUGAAAGCUGUGAUUUGUGGCGGUUUGUAUCCGAACAUUGCUUAUCGAUCUGUUAAAGUUUCAAAAAAUCGAAAGCGAGAAUCCAUAAAGACGAUUAACAAAAACAGUUUAAAAUUGCUUCCAUCAUCUGUAAAUUGUGAUGAUUCUUCAUUCUACGAUUCGGGUUAUUUGAUCUAUCAUCAACUUAACAAAUUUACUUUUAAUUAUUUUCUGAGUGAAACAACCGCAAAUGUCAGUCCGUAUGCAAUUUUAAUGUUUGGUGAUAAAGUCACGACAUACACAAAAAAUGAUACAAAUUACAUUCAAGUUGGUGGAAUUGUUGAAUUCAAAUGUAAUCAAGAGACAGCUGAAGUAAUUGUCAGUCUUCGUGAAUGUUUCAACUCGUUGUUAGGAAAGAAAUUCAUAGAACCAUCGCCUGUUAGUUCACAAUCUGAUGAAGGAAGACUUCUCGAAGCAAUUUUAGAUUUGAUUUCAUAUCAAAGCUCGGCUUCAUUUGACGAUGCAUCUCAAGAAGAUGAAGGUGAAGACCAUGAAAUGGACAAUGAAUAAAUUUUACCUUUUUCGUACACUUUCAUGUAUACAAACAUUCUACGAUAGUCGGCAAAUGUCUGUAAUAAAAAAAAAAGUCUUAAAAAUC